UUGUCAAAAUCCACACAACAAAACUCGUCUACCACCUUCAACAACAUCUUCCUCUCCCACCAAGAUAAAAACACACACAAAAAAUCCAUCCCACAUGCCAUCAGCCAGAUGUCGCCACCAGUUAAUGAAACCACCACCAUACAAAAAAAAAAUAUUCUUGCAUUCAGCACAAAUUUAACUUCAGAAAUCACAGAAAGACAACAAAAUACCUGUGUGUGGUGUGUUAACCAAAGAAUUUUUAAAUCAUUUUUCAUCAAAAUUUAUCAAGAUAAAUUUUGAAAUAAAGAAAAUAAACAUUUUUCGACUCCUUGGAGGAGUCCCAUAAAAACAUAAAAUGAAUUAAUUUAAAAGAAAAACUCCAUCCGCUUUAACAGUAGGAUUCUCUUUCCUCAAGAAAAGUUCACCCAAAAUGGCAUUCCUGUGUCCCGUCAGAAUACGUCGGGGAAAAAAGAAAAAAUCUUCCAAUAACGACGUGGAUAAAGAACUCUCUCGACCGGGAUCGGGACUUGGACUUAAUCAUGGAAUGGGACGCAUUACUGGCUCGGCUAGCAUUGAGACUCUAGUUCGAGUGGGAAUUGAAAAAGAGCACGGACUUAGUCCAGACUCGAAAAUGGUUGUAUUGCAUGACUUCACCCCGUGUGUUGAUGAUGAGCUGGAAGUGAAACGAGGACAAAUAGUGAAUAUACUUUACAGAGAAAAUGACUGGGUGUAUGUGAUUGGACAGGACACUCGACAAGAGGGUUUUAUACCACAUUCAUAUUGUGCCCCCUACAAUACUCAGCUCGCCGACUUAGCCAUAAAAAAGAAGCUACCCAGAGAUCAGAGUCUGCCGAAUGAUUUGACCGAAGGCAUUCACAGUGAUGCAAUAAAACUGGAACUUUUAGACGAUCCAGUGCCACAAUUGGGUGGAGGCGGUGGUAAUGGUGGUAGUGGAGGACUAAGCAAUGGAAUGCAAUCACCGUUGAAGAACUCACAGGCAAGUUUAAGCUCGGAGCCAGAUUUCUUGCCAUUUGCCAAAGAUCCCAGUGGUCGAUAUAUCGUCCUGUAUACGUUCAUAGCUCGCGAUGAGAAUGAUGUCUCAGUUGAGCGUGGAGAAUUUGUGACAGUUCUGAAUCGAGAAGAUCCCGAUUGGUAUUGGAUUGUGAGAAGUGAUGGUCAAGAAGGUUUUAUUCCGUCUGGAUUCGUAUAUCCAGCUGAUAGUGUAUUACAAAGCAAGCCGAUAGGUGGACAAAGUCCAGCUAAGCAUCUGAAUCCAGAUUUGUGUGCAAAUAAUGGAGUAGUGGGUAACAAUAAUAAUAAUAAUCCCUUGCAAAAUGGUCAAAUUGGACCACCCAGCAACACAGCAAAUGCACCUGCUGUAGGAGGAGGUAAUGGCCAAUUGGCACAGCCAAUGAAUAAUAAUUGUGGAACACUACAAGCAGCCGCAGGAGGAGGUCCACCUCAACAACUUGGUGUUGGAGCCGAUGAUUUGCGUUAUCAUGGAACAGAAUUGGUUAUGUUGUAUGAUUAUAAGGCACAAGCACCAGAUGAUUUAUCAGUUAGACGUGGCGAUUGGAUUUAUGCUGAUCUGAAUAAUCAAACUGUAGACGGUUGGUUAUGGGCAUAUGCACCGAAAACCCGUAAAUAUGGUUUUAUACCAAAAGCCUAUGCACGUCCGCCAGCCAUGACAAGUCUUUAGAGACUAAAAUUAAUCAAAAAAAUUAUUUAAGUUAUUAUUACAAAAAAAAAAGAACAUAAGACAAAUUUAUUCGAAUAGGAUUUGUAUAUUUAAUUCUAGGAUUCGUUUUCCUUAAAUCUUCCAUUCGCUUUAAUCAAUCAAUAUGAAUUAGUUAUUUUAUAGCAAUAAAUAAUAUUUUUAUUUCUUAUCAAUGAAGUUGAAUAAAAAAUACUAAGAUCGUAGUUUAUCAAGCAAAAUGCUUAGAAAAUAAAUUUUAAAGAAAAUUUAAUCUUACAA
This is a messenger RNA of Episyrphus balteatus (marmalade hoverfly), 1954 nucleotides long. RefSeq names its product SH3 domain-containing protein Dlish (gene Dlish). The record is from RefSeq and is a predicted model, not a curated record. Gene Ontology annotation, molecular function: protein binding. Lineage: Eukaryota; Metazoa; Arthropoda; Insecta; Diptera; Syrphidae. The transcript has 3 exons. The coding region runs from base 410 to 1678 and encodes 422 amino acids.